Messenger RNA from Vanrija pseudolonga, 3999 nucleotides. RefSeq names its product purtative protein UNK417. The record is from RefSeq and is a predicted model, not a curated record. Bases 2552 to 3925 code for a protein of 457 amino acids. NCBI's taxonomy places the organism in Eukaryota, Fungi, Basidiomycota, Tremellomycetes, Trichosporonales, Trichosporonaceae. Gene Ontology annotation, molecular function: nucleotide binding. The transcript is spliced from 8 exons.
UUCCAUCUACCACCACUCUAAACGUCAAGAAUCUGCACCUUGAUGGCGCGCUCGGCCGGGUUGGCAGCAGCGUGGAACGCGUCGACAGCCUUUUCAAGUGCAAAGCGGUGCGACACGAGCGGCUUGACGUCGAUCAGGCCGCCCUCGAUCAGCCGCAGCGCCUUGGGGUACUGUCGUCGUCAGGUCCACUCUCUCCACAACACACAAAACCCACCUGAUGCUUGUAUCGGAACAAGAAGUUGAGCUGGAUCUCGCGCCACGAGCACCACACGAACGGGUACUGCCGUCAGCUGGGUUCGUCAUGUUGCCACCCACCUUCUGUUCAGACGCUCCUACCCCGAUCACGCAGACCUUGCCGUUCGAGUCGAGCGACUUGACGAUGGCAGUUGUGAUGCUGCUCUCGAAACCAGUGCACUCGAGCGCGAUCUUGAGCGGCGUGCGCGCCAGCUCCUGGAUCUUCUCGGCAGUCGCCCUCGGCUCGGCGCCGCGCUCGAUCAGGAACGGCCGCACCGUCGGCACGAGCUUCUUUGCAAACUCGAGCCGCCCCUCAACGAGGUCGGUGAUGAUGAUAGGGUAGCAGCCCGCCGCUCUCCUCCAAGCCGGCGACGACAUACCAGAUCAAGACAGGGUCACCAAUCUUUACGUUCACGGCGUCGAGGCCCGCCAGCGCCACGCUCAACGGCUCGACCAUGCUCCCCUCUUCGAAGCUCACGCUGUCGGGCAGCUUGUGAAUCCAGGCCGCCGGGUGCGCAAGGAAACGCGUCAACGUUCCGUGGAAAGGCGGCGACGAGUGGAACACCAUGUUCCGGCCUGUGGUUGUAACGCCCCUCGAGGCAGAAGCGACAGCUCGCGAGGCCGCACGGAAUACCAGCUUCAAUGGCGACGCGGUCACCGACCUUCCAGCCCUCGACCCCCUCACCGAGGGCGACGAUCUCCCCGGCAGACUCGUGCCCCGCUCCGCACUCGUCGUGCAGAAUGCUGUCGCCGAUCCCGCCGUGCUUCCAGAAGUGAAUGUCCGAGCUGUCAAGAUGCCGGUCGCGCGCACAUGGAGAAGCACCUCACCCGCCUUGGGCACGGGCACCUCCUUCUCGAGCAUGUGCAUCUCCCCCGUGGGGUUGUACGCGCAGAAGAUGUUGCGCUUCUUGUCGGCGAGCGCCGGAUCGCUCUCCUUCAACAGCGUCCACUUCACCUUGGAUGGGUCGAAGCGCUGCUCCAUGGUCGUGGGUCCUGCUGUCCAUGCUGACAUGUUGACUGAUGUGCUUGCUGAUCGUGCUGACUGGGAUGAGACAAAAUCUCAAGACGACGCUGCGUUCAAAUGUGCGGUCGCGCCGGUGUGGGGCGUCAUGUGCUUCGGCUUCUGGAGUGCGACGGGGCCGAGUCGGCUACGGCGAACGGUAUCACCGCUCCCGCCGUACCGACCGGUGUUGAGUUGUCCGUCUCGCGUCCAUCUGGGAAGCGAGGUGGCGAGGAGAGCGAAGUCAACCUGCAAGCUCUCGACUGGGAUUGCUCGAUACUUCCGAUUGCAAACUUACAUGCGUUGAGGGCUCGGCAAACCGCUGAGCUCAUCUGAAUGUCGUGGAUGAGAUUUCGGGAUCCUGUGACCCGACGACACGUGGCCACAACUAACCUCAGAGUACAAUGCCCUGUGCAGCUCAUCGGGAUGAUUCCUCGCAGGCCUGGGCCAUCGGGAACCUCUACUCCUACCCCCUGCUCUUAAGUAAGAGCGCCGGUGAUGGCCACCACCUCCACCGCAACCGCAAAGCUCGUUCAAUUCACAAGCUCGGAAAAGCUCAACCCGCGUCCAGGCUCCCAGGCACCGAGAUAGCAGGUCCGGCCAACCACAACCUUGUGGGGCCCGGCGGCAAGUCGGCCCGGGCCCCAUGUUACUGGCCGGGUGUGCACAUGAUGUCUGGUGCGCGCGCUUGCGUGCAGCAAGUGCUUGUUGUUGUGCACGAUGCGGCGUGGGGAGGUGAGAGGGUGGACUAGGCGACUGGAAGCAUGGCCUGGAGGGGCUGAACGAUGGCUCUGGUACCGGCGGCAGCAGCUGUGGCUCGUGGCCGACGCCCGUUCACUCAGGCCGUGUCCGUGUCUUGGUCGUGCACGCUAACACCGUCUCAGAAGCCGUGUCUGACAAGCUUCCCCCACUCACAUUGUGGUGACCACACGUGCAAGUAGAAGCCGACCCCGCACCUCCUCCCACAACGCUCUCGGCUCUGUUGUGGUUGAGCUGGAACAGCUCCACCAGCCUCAACACGCAGCUGACGUGCGCGCAAGAGCACAACCGUGACGUCGUGGAGAAUCAGCCCUGCAUGCACUAUGCGCAGUACAGCAUACCCAUGACACGGCGUUGGCCCGGCAGUGCUGGGUCUACUGCGUGGACGCAGGGCGGAGGUAAGUCCGAUGGGUGGUACGGCGUGAGCAGGUGGUCGCUGCCCGCCGUUGCCGUCCCGGGCCGGUGUUACUUGCACUACCGACCACUACCACGGCCGUGCUGUCUCUCUCAGCAACACCCACUCGAUAUCCAGAAGACUACAUAACGGACACCGCGACAAUGCUGCUCUCCAGAAUCCUGCCCGCCGUCUCUCGCCUCCCCCGCCGCUUCCCUCUCCAAAACCCCAUCCGCCCACUCACAAUGACCGGUGUUCAGAACUCCAAGGCGACCCCCGAGGUCCGCGGUCUCCAGGCCCCCACUUAUGAGGCUCCCGACCUCAAGCUCCCUUCGCACGAGGGCCCCCAGUUCGACGCCAUCAUGGUCGGCGCUGGUUUCGCCAUGUUCGGUUCGCCUGAGGGCCCCUGGAACAUGGCCCGCCGCGCUGAGGUCAAGCUUGGCCCCCGCCUCAAGGUUCACGCCGUCAUCGACCCCAACGAGCCCCGUGCCCGCGCCUGCCUCGACGAGAAGGCCAAGGUCUUUGUCCGCGACAGCUACAAGGACACCGUGAUCCUCCCCAACCUUGCCGCCUACGCCGAGAAGGUCAAGGCCGGUGCCGCCCCUGUUCCCAAGGCCGUCUUCGUUGCCUCGCCUCCCCAGUUCCGUGGUGGCCUCGAGUCGCACACCGACCUCGAGGUUCAGAUUAACAAGUUCUUCCCCGAGUCCGCCAUCUUCGUCGAGAAGCCCAUUGCUACCGGCGCGCCAUGGGACAAGAGCGUCAACCAGAGCAAGGAGGUCGGCACCAUCCUCGAGAAGCAGCACAAGGGCGUUGUCUCGGUUGGACACUGCCUCCGCUACCUCAAGUCGGCUCAGCUCCUCAAGAAGAUCCUUGAGGAGAACAACCUGACUGUCAUGGCCACCUUUGGCCGCUACAUCAUGAGCUACGAGCUUGCUGUCAAGCCCGAGUUCUGGACCCUCUCCAAGUGCCAGGGCCCCAUCAUUGAGAACGGCACCCACCUUGCCGACCUCUGCCGCUACUUCGGCGGCGACGUCGACCUCGACUCGCUCUCGGCGCACGCCAUCGAGGCCGACGAGAAGCUCGGCCAGCUCUCCAAGCUCGGCUUCGACGAGUCGGUCAUCCCUCCCUACGAGCGCAUUCCCCGCGUCACCCAGGCCUCUUGGAAGUUCACCAACGGUGCCGUCGGCUCUCUCCUCCACGGUCUCAUCCUCCACGACGGCGACUACGCCAUCGAGCUCGAGGUCUACGCCGACGGCUACCAGUUCAUCCUCCAGGACCCCUACGGCGAGGCCAAGCUCCUCGUCCGUCGCCCUGGCAGCGCCGAGUUCGAGACCAUCGACACCCCCAACGACGACCCCUACUACAACGAGAUGUCCAACUUCAUCGACGCUGUUGAGGGUGGCGACGACCCCCGCAUCCUCUCGGGCUGGGACGACGCCGCCAAGUCGUACGAGUUCACCUGGGCCAUCCGCAACGCGUCGGAGAAGUCGAGCGCCGAGCGCCGCCAGCGCCAGGGCAUCCCCGCGCCUUCGGCCUAGGCGUCGAGCUACGGACUCUUUGUUUCUGGGUUUUGAUUUUGUACGGAUGUAGUAGUGUUCAUGCAUUCUUGGAC